AUGGAUUAAGUUUUUAAUCAUUUAAUAAAAAGAGCAACUCCUUAACCCAUUGUUAAAGUUGGAACACCUUGGCAAUGCAUUCCUAUUAAAAAUGAUAAACAAGCAAGAGAUACAACAGAAGUUCAUAUGGCUAAUCAAGGAUUUAAUGAAUUGGCACAAUUUGAUAAGUUCAUGAAUCUGGAAGUGGUUUGGCUUAAUGAAAACUAAGUACAGAAUCUCCCUUAUUUAUUUGUAGUUGACCAGCAUAAAAGGCGUUGAGUAAAAUUUCAGAAUUAAACAUCUAUAUUUGCAAAAGAACAAAAUUAGUACUCUUGAGGGACUAUAAAAUUUGAAGCAUUUAGAAACAUUGAGUUUGUUCAACAAUGAAUUAAGAGACUUGGAGAAAAAUCUGUUGAUUUUAAAAGAGUUUCCUGGGCUUACAACUUUGGGUUUUUUAAUUUUGUUAUAUUGUCUUAGAUCUAUUUAACAAUCCAGUGGCAGAGGAGCCCUAUUAUCGAAACAGAGUGAUUUCAGCUCUCCCUCAAUUACAAUUACUGGAUCGAUCAAUAAUAACUGUCCAAGAAAAAAUCAAGGUUGAAGCAUGGUACAAGGAUUUCAAAGCAGAAGUUAAAAUUAAAAAGAAAGGGCAGAAGAAGCAAAAAUUACUUCCAUCUUAAAUCUUCUCUGCUGGGGAGAAAUUACUCUAUAAGGAAGUCGAUGAUAUCAAAGCGAAGAGAGAAUAAGAAAAGGCCGAUGAGAUACAAAGGGAGAGAACUCGAAUUAAACAGAAGGAGAAAACCUUUGAUCCUAACAAAUUUCCUACGAAUGAAUUGAAAGAGUAAUUAAGACAGCGACUUCAUGACAAUCCUAUGAGUUUAGUAAAUGAGUGGGAGAAGGGGAAGCUUAAGAAGAUAUUUAAAUCAUAUGAUAAAGGUAAUAAAAAUGAAAUUUAAACUAGAAAAGAAGGGAUCAAUCACUUAAGAUAAAUUGUAAGGAUUGUAUGGAGAUUUAAUGAAUGACAUAGCAAAUAUUGGUAAGGUUCCUGCUGUGUCUUUUGAAAAAUUUAAAGAAAUUAUGUUAGAGGAUCCAUUACCUUGGGACUCCUUUUGCUUUCAGUUGAACCAUGUAGAUUUUGAAAGGGCACCUGAAGAUCUACUACAAAAGAAAAUAGACGAGAAAUACAAGGAAUUCAAUCGAAGAUUAAAUGCAGGAAAGAAAGCUGAGGCAAAAGAAUUCAUGAUUGAAGCAGUGAGACUUGAAGCAGCUAGAGAUAAAGAUGAGCAUAAGUACAUUAAGAUAAUAAAUAUAAAGAUUACCUGAGAUUAUACCUGAUGACAAUACGAAAAUAAGGAGUGAUUGCUUUGAUUUUUCAAGAUAUAAGUACAAGUAGAAUUUUACAGAUACUGCAAAAUAUCUAUUACAAUGA
Messenger RNA from Paramecium octaurelia, 1405 nucleotides. The record is from the annotation of a GenBank genome assembly. NCBI's taxonomy places the organism in Eukaryota, Ciliophora, Oligohymenophorea, Peniculida, Parameciidae.